AUCAUAAUCCUCGCAAGCUUCUUCGCUGAUUCUUCAAUUCUCGCUUUGCAAUGAGUGCGCAGCCCAGUCCGCUGAUGAAUCCCCAGCAGCAGCAGCAGAGUGAGCAGGAGAAGGUCUACCAGUGGAUCAACGAGCUGGCCCAUCCGGACACCCGCGAGACGGCGCUGCUGGAGCUGAGCAAGAAGCGCGAGACCGAUUUGGCGCCCAUGCUGUGGAACAGCUUUGGUACCGCCUGCGCGCUGCUCCAGGAGAUCGUCAAUAUAUAUCCCUCGAUAACGCCGCCCACUCUGACGGCCCAUCAGUCGAAUCGCGUGUGCAACGCCCUGGCUUUGCUGCAGUGCGUCGCCUCGCAUCCGGAGACGCGCACGGCCUUCCUGCAGGCCCAGAUACCCCUGUACCUUUACCCCUUUCUCUCGACCACCUCGAAGACCAGGCCCUUCGAGUACCUGCGUCUCACCAGUCUGGGCGUCAUUGGAGCCCUAGUUAAGACCGACGAACAGGAGGUGAUCACCUUCCUGCUGACCACCGAGAUCGUGCCCUUGUGCCUCAGCAUCAUGGACAGCGGCUCGGAGCUGAGCAAGACCGUGGCCACUUUCAUUAUCCAGAAGAUCUUGCUCGACGAGUCCGGUUUGUCGUACAUCUGCCAGACCUACGAACGCUUCUCGCAUGUGGCCAUCACCUUGGGCAAAAUGGUCAUCCAGCUGUCGAAGGACCCGUGUGCUCGCCUCCUGAAGCAUGUGGUGCGUUGCUAUCUGCGCCUCUCGGACAACACUCGCGCUCGCAAAGCCUUGGGCCAGUGCCUGCCGGACCAACUGCGCGACGGGACCUUCGCUCUGUGCCUGCAGGACGACAAGUCCACCAAGCAGUGGCUGCAGAUGCUGCUCAAGAACCUCGAGCUGGGCGUCACACCGCAGCAGAUCGGCAUGUCGCCGCUGGGCUCUUAGAUAGCUAAAGCUGCACCACUUCCAAGUAUUGCCAAGGCAAUCCAACAAUCCAACAUCCAACUGGUUAGCUGCCCGACCGAAUAAUAUAUUUAAUAAGCUUGCACAAGAUUGAUUGCCUGUGUCUAACCUAAGCAGAGCUGUAAUAUAAUAACUAAACAUAAACAAAGUACCGAUAAAGUAAUGUUAAUACUAAGUUUGUCACUGAUACUGAUAGCAAAUAAAGAACCUCAAGCAGACGACGAUGGGGUAUUCAAAGAGUUCCAUCAGA
Messenger RNA from Drosophila takahashii, 1212 nucleotides. RefSeq names its product Required for cell differentiation 1 (gene Rcd-1). NCBI's taxonomy places the organism in Eukaryota, Metazoa, Arthropoda, Insecta, Diptera, Drosophilidae. The record is from RefSeq and is a predicted model, not a curated record. Gene Ontology annotation, cellular component: CCR4-NOT complex; CCR4-NOT core complex; P-body. Gene Ontology annotation, biological process: negative regulation of translation; mRNA catabolic process.